UGUGUAUGCAUGUUAUGGUAGCAGAUUUUAAUGCGUUCAGAAAUUGCGGGUGGGGGGGUGGUUUCAGAGGAGACAGUUAACACAUUAAAUAUGCUCACUUACGUGUGUUUUCUGGUCAUUAUCAGCGUUAGUGGAGGAAACGCAGCUAUCCAUUCUCUGAUGUACACAUAUCUAGUGACAUCUGGUAUUGAAGAUGGUCCAGUGUUUAUGACAGUGGGCUUUGUGGAUGGUGAGCCCAUAGUGUAUUAUGACAGCAACGUUUACAGAGUGAUUCCCCAACAGAAAUGGUUGAACAUGUUUGUGGAAUCUGACUACUGGGAUAAAGAGACUCAGAUCUCCAUAAGAUUUCAAGAACUAUACAAGAUUAACAUCGAUACUGCAAAGGAGCGCUUCAACCAGAAUGAAGGUGUGCACACAUAUCAGGUAAUGUACGGCUGUGAAUGGGAUGAUGAGACAAAUGAAACAAAUGGGUUCCUCCAGGAAGGAUUUGAUGGAGUGGAUCUACUGUCUCUGGAUUUGAAGGAGAUGAGAUUUAUUUCUCUGGUGCCGGAAGGAUUCCCCACCCAAAAUAAGUGGAACAAUGAUAGUGCCUGGCUUGAGAAUCUCAGGUUCUACUUCAGUGAUUUGUGUAUUGGGUGGCUGAAGAAGUAUUUGCUGUAUGCAUGGAGCAGCCUGAAGAAAAUAGUAUCUCCUCAGGUGUUUCUGUUGCAAAACGAUCCCUCCUCCCCAGUCACAUGUCAUGCUACAGGUUUUUACCCUAUUGGAGUCACAAUCACCUGGCUGAAAAAUGGGCAAAUCCAUCAUAAAGAUGUGGAGCUGGGUGAACUUCUUCCCAAUGAGGACGGAACCUUCCAGAAGACGAGCACACUCACAGUUACACCUUAUGAGCUGAAGACGAACAAGUACAGCUGUGUGGUAGAACACCAAAGCAAAACCUUCAUGGAGCAUCUGACAGAGGAUGAGAUCAGGGCUAUCCAUGGAAAUUCUCUUCCAAAUGGCAUCAUUGUUGGUGUUGUUGUUGCUGCUGUCGGCGUUCUGUUGGUUAUCAUCUGUUGCACUGCUUGUAUGGUGAAUCAGAAGAAAAUUGAAUCUGAAAGUAGCUCUGACACCACUAGAAGACCAAAGGACAUGGAUCAAAGUGUGUUAUUUCUCGGCGAGACAAUGCUUCAGGCAUUUUAGGAGACACCGGGUGUGUGAGCAAGAUAAGCUUGAAAACGACCUAUUCACAAACCCAUUCACGCACAUGAGAAUGUAUCAUGGAUUUUACAUAAAUAAACCUAUAUUUAUUAUUAUUAUUAGGGGCCAAGCACCUACAGUAAAUAAUCACAAAAGGUAAUUAUUUAUGAAAAGAAUAAAUGAAAAGAAAUGCAUGUUUCCUUCAAGUUUUUCUCAAUCAAGGAUGCAUUGCUUCAGUGUUUUAAGUAGCACCCUUUUAUUCUUUAUCAAAUCAUGUUGUGCUUUUUAUUGUUAUUAUUAUUCUCCAGAACUCCAUGUUAUAGAGAUUCAUCAAAAUGGUGUCUAAUCAAGUGAUUCUUAAAACUUUCAACAAGCGAAAAUAGAAUUGUUCAACAUGUCAUUGCACCUUGUCAUGGCACCUUGCAACAUGUCAUGGCACCUUGAGUGGUUAUCUGAGUUACUGUAGACUUUGUCAGUUUGAACCAGUCUGGCCAUUCUCCAUUGACCUCUCUCAUCAACAAGGUGUUUCUGUCCACAGAACUGCGCUCACUUGAUGUUUUUUGUUUUUGGCACCAUUCAGAGUAAACUCUAGAGACUGAAAAUCCCAGGAGAUCAGCAGUUACAGAAAUACUCAAACCAGCCCAUCUGGCACCAAAAAUCAUCCAAUUUAAUCAGUUAAUCGUGUGGCAGCAGUGCAGUGCAAAAAAUCAUGCAGAUACGGGUCAGGAGCUUCAGUUAAUGUUCCCAUCAACCAUCAGAAUGGGGAGAAAAUUUGAUCUCAGUGAUUUGGACCAUGGCAUUUUUGUUGAUGCCAGGCUGGCUGAUUUGAGUAUUUCAUUUUUAUUAUUAUUAUUUUUUACAUAUUCUUUAAAAAUAUAUUACUCUGUUAACAUUCAGAAUGUAGAAUUUUCCCCCAAUCAUUAUACAACUUGAUACCACAAUAAAACUGAACCUGAUGAUGCAACAGCAGCCAUAGUGCACCAGAACGCACACCAGCUAUUGGUGGAGAGGAGAGAGUAGAGUGAUGUAUCCAAUUCAGGGAUGAGAUUAACACAAGGCCAUGAUAGAUAGGGGCCAAUUUGGCCAGAACACCAGGGGUUACACCCCUACUCUUUACAAGAUGUGUCCUGGGAUUUUUAAUGACCACAGAGAGUCAGGACCUCAGUUUAACAUCUCAUCCAAAGGACAGUGCCUUUUUACAGUAUAGUGUCCCUGUCACUAUACUGGGGUAUUAGGACCCACACAGACUGUAGAGUGAGCACCCCCUGCUGGCCUCCCUAAUACCACUUCCAGCAGCAACCUUGGUUUUCCCCAGGAGGUCUCCUAUCCAGGUACAUGGCCAGGCUUAACCCUGCUUAGCUUUAGUGGGCAACCAGGCAAGAGCUGCAGGGUGAUAUGGCUGCUGGUAAACAUGGCAUUUAAAAUUUCUUUAGUAUUUUCAAUAUUGGUCAAUACAGGGGUGUAGAUUAAACAGGGUGUAGAUAAACAUGGAAAAACUAUUUGACAAAAGUAUGUCACAAGUUAGACAACAGAGGUGCGGAUAUCUUGAGACUCACCAUCUCAUGUUUUUUAACCCAUUUGUAUAAUAUUAACUCUGUCUUUAUAGAUAAACAACAAAACUUACAAUGUUUCAUUUCUCUUUAAAACCCUUUCUGGCACAGUGGUUGCUAUAACUUUUCUCCACUUUAGUUUUGCUUUAAAGUUGGAAUAUUUAUAACAUUUUGAAUUAUUCUAGAGCAAGAGAAAUGGUUUGAGUGGUAAUUCAUUAGCUGUAGUUUCUCUCCAAAGUUUGGUGCCAGCUGAACUACGUUUAAUAAUGCACACAUUCCCAUAAAUGUUUUGAUGUGAUUUUGCACUGAUGUGAUACACUGUAUGUAUAACAAA
This is a messenger RNA of Xyrauchen texanus (razorback sucker), 3060 nucleotides long. Its product is annotated as class I histocompatibility antigen, F10 alpha chain-like. The record is from RefSeq and is a predicted model, not a curated record. Gene Ontology annotation, biological process: immune response. The transcript has 6 exons. Lineage: Eukaryota; Metazoa; Chordata; Actinopteri; Cypriniformes; Catostomidae. The coding region runs from base 31 to 1179 and encodes 382 amino acids. Gene Ontology annotation, cellular component: external side of plasma membrane.